UUAGGGUUUCCAUGUUGUUUUGAAAAGCUCAUGGCAUGCUUAGACAUGUAUAACUCCGAGCACAAAGGUCAUCACCACUGCGCUCCCAUGAGUCCAAGAAUCUCGUUCUCAAACGAUUUUGUUGAGACUCAACAGAUACUGAAGCAAGAAAGGAGCGCAAGAGAGGCUCCAGUGUCUUCAGACUUUGAAUUUUCAGUGACAAACUAUUCCAUGAUGAGUGCUGAUGAGCUUUUCUUUAAGGGUAAGCUUUUGCCAUUCAAAGAUAAUUGUAGCAAUCAAAUGCAAAGGACUUUGAGAGAAGAGCUUCUUGUUGAGGAUGAUGAUGAUAAUAUGACGCUGAGGCCUCCAAAGGGUUCCACAAGGUGGAAGGGAUUUCUGGGGCUCAAGAGAACCCACAUUGGUUCCAAAAAAGCUGGCAAGAGUGAAGGGUCUGUGGAGAGAAUGGGUGACAGUAAAAGGUCUGGUUUUGUUCAUGAGGAGAACCAUCUUAGCAAGACUUCAGAGGACCUUUUGAGUGAAGGCGGAUCAAGUUGCAGGGACGUGGAGAUUGGAAUAUAGUAACAUUUCUUGGAGGGGAUAACUUGUAGAGAUGUGGAGUAUAUUUUGCAAAGGGAGAUUGGGGGUGGCUUUCUUCUUAUUUUGCAGGAGGUUUGGGUAAAGUCGAAGGUCUUAAAACUUGUGCUAAUGGGGUUUGUUUUUAAUCUUAAUUUCUCUUAUUUUUCUUGCCUUGGGGUUUAGUGUUCUUAUAUUUCUUUUUAUCUCUUAGGAGUUGGUGUUAAUUUGGCUGUUCUUUUGUACAAAAUGUUUGCAGUUCAAGAACUUUCUACUGUUGAGCAAUUGAUAGAUCUGUCUUAGGUCAUGGUUUUUUUGACUCGGAUCUACUCAUGUAAUUUCACUUUGACUUAAAUCUGUUCAUGUCCUUUGUACUAUCUUUUGGGAGGUAUACUAACCUUUUUUUUUUUUCAUUUUAUGCAUCUUGUUUGUGUUCGGAAUAUUGAGAUCCUUAAACCAUUAGUGAAUU
This is a messenger RNA of Theobroma umbraticum, 1021 nucleotides long. RefSeq names its product membrane-associated kinase regulator-like protein. NCBI's taxonomy places the organism in Eukaryota, Viridiplantae, Streptophyta, Magnoliopsida, Malvales, Malvaceae. The record is from RefSeq and is a predicted model, not a curated record.